AUGGAGGAGUCGUCGAUGCAGCUCCGGGCUUCACAGGCCACGACUGACAAGGAGCACACCAAGUUGAAGAUCGAGGCUCUGAAGCGGACCCUGGACAGCCACCUGCUGCGACUGAACGCGAUUCUGAAUGGGCCGGACGUCAACUUUGAUCGCCUGGCAUCCGCAAUCCAGGGGCUGGAUGUAGAGCUGCGGGCAAAGCUGGCCGAGAGUGGCGACCUGCUCGAAGCAGCGCCUUCCGACGGCACCUACGAGGUCUUGCGGAACAGCCUCAAUGAGACCCAGAAGCGCUGUAAGGAUCUAAACGAUGAGAUGCUUCGAGUGGCAGACGCUAACGAAGAGCUUCACAACACGUUGCGUUCUCUAAAGGCUACAAACCGUCGGCUUGUGGAGGAGGUCCAGAAGCAAACCGAGGAGCUAUCCACGCUGACGCAGCAGCGGCUUGGGGACAUGGAGAAGCUCUCGAAGCAAGAGGAGGCCUUCAGCCGGGAGAAGGCCUGCUGGGUCCAAGACGCCCAGAAGACUCUCGAGGAGGAGCAGCGCCGCCUUGACGAGGAUUUCGCGGAGAUGCAAGAGGCCCUGAACGGCCGCCUCGACUCCUGUUGGCGCAAGGCGGCGGCUGCCAAGGUGAAGACCGAGGCGCUGAGGGGGAGCCAGCGCCAGCUGAAGUCUGACGUCCAGUCUUUCGCCCACGCCUUCAGCCAAGGCCUGAAAGGCGUUGAGCGGGAGCUCCUAGACAGGAUCGCAGCCGAGGAGAAGAAGAUGCGGACCGAGCUCAACCGCCUGCAAGACCUGGAGCAUGGGUUAGAGGUGAGGGUCAAAGCCGAGCGGGAGGUGAGGGCCAACGAGGUCCAGUCGUGGAGGAGCCGCCACACCGCACUGGCCACGGACCUCGAGGCCCUAAUCACCCGUCGAGACCAGGAGGUUUUUGAGCUCCAGUCGAAGGUCAAUCUGGCGAUCAGCAGUCGUGAAUCGCAGGAGUCCUCGGCAAAGCAGGAGCGUGCUGCCCUGCAAGAGAAGGCGGAAGCUUUGUCCAAGGAUGUCGCAUUGGUGGAGGCUGCCGGGAGAACAGUCCUGACAUGGUGCUGGUUGAUGCUGAUGUUGAUGCUGCAAAACUUGAUCGCCAUAGUGGAGCCGGUGCGUGAGCUUGUCGAGAUUUGGACAGAAAUGCUAGACUUCGCCGGGAAGGAAUUCUUCGCAUGGUGGCGCGACGAGGUUUUACGCCGCUACGGCGACGAGGCGGUGUACUUCGUGGAGGUUUGCGGCGUGACUUCAAAGCGUGCUCUGAUGGAGAGCUCAUUGAAAGUCUUUGCCGACGAGUGCGAGAAGCUGUCUGACCGAAGCAGAUUCGCGUAUCUGCAGAACGAGCUCAUUACUGAGAAGGAUGCUCAACUCCUGGAGUUGCUUUUCCGCAACCUUCCGGGCGUGCUGCCCACAGGCCCCGCCCACGACUUGUUUCGCAGGUGGCCUCAGAAACUGGCGCCCGCGCCUCUGUCGCUGCUGGUGGCUGGUGCUGGCGCAAGGACCCCUUUGCGACGGCCCGGCCUCGAAGCUCCACAGUGGUUCCUUUGCUUGUCGGGCCGGAUGCGGCUGAAGAUGCUGCCGGACGAGAGGUGCGAAGGUGGCCGCCUUGCACCCCUGGCGCCGCAAAGCGAGCCUUUCGGCCUCCUGGAUGAGGCUGGGAAGCCGCUCUUCACGAUCUGCGAGCACAGCGUCAGCGAGGUGGAUCUCUUUGCGGCUGAGCGCCAAGAGCCCUGUUCUGCAGCAGACCUCGACUCUUUCGGUCCAGAUCUGCAGCGCUUUCCAGAGGCGGCCAAUCUCCCAAAAGCUUUGGAGGUGCUGCUGCUACCAGGGGAGCUGGUGGUGGUGAGCGCAGGCUGGUGGGUACAGUGCUACUGCGAUGAGGCCUCCUGGGCAGUGCACUCCCAGUACGCGGAGGGUCAAGGCCUGGAGCGGAUUUUGGACUCGAUGCUGAGCUUUGCCGGAACACCCAAAGAGGAGAUCUUCGGCUACGAUGCCCUGCCUGCAGCGGAGCAGGUUGAUGCCGCUCUGGCCGCUGUACUCGAGAAAAGCGGGCGAGGGCCUGGCCGGGCAUUGCUGGCACGACUCAGGAGCCUGGAUGCAAAGCAGAACGCCGUGCAGGCUCCUGCGACUUCUGGUAGUUGUGGCGUGUGUGGCCGCCCAGCCACCACGAGGUGUGGCCGAUGUCGUGAGCUUCUGCUAUGUGGCAGCGAAUGUCAGAAGCGCUCCUGGCCAGAGCAUCGCAAGAUCUGCGUGGACACCCUGCGCCAGCGAGUGCACGACUCUGACGAGGCCAACUGGGAGCUUGCAGAGGCUCUCGCGGAGGCCGUGCGCAACAACGAGGCCCUCAGGCAGCAGAUGGAGGUCCAGCGCUUGGAUGCGCAGACGGCCAACGAGCUCAGCGCCCAGGAAGUCACCACACGGCAAGACCUGCGGCUGUGCCGGGAGAUGUUCCAGCAGCGCAUGGACUCGCAGGUGGAUCUUCGAAGUCGAAUUCGCGGACUUGAGGAUGUCGUUGGACUCAAAGCUGGCAAGAUCCAGGUUCUUCGGGAGGCUGUGGCCGAAAAGACAAAGGUGCGAGAGUCACUGCUGCGGGACGUGAGCAUGUGGAAGGCGCAACACGAGCUGGCAGCCAAGAUGCGAGCAGACGUGGAGAAGGAUUUCGAAGCCUUCAAGGAGGAGUGCCUGGGCCGAAAGCUGCGUGAGAAGCAGGAAGAGCAGCUUGGCUGUUUGCGUUGGGUGUAG
Symbiodinium sp. CCMP2456 is the source of this 2763-nucleotide messenger RNA. The record is from the annotation of a GenBank genome assembly. NCBI's taxonomy places the organism in Eukaryota, Dinophyceae, Suessiales, Symbiodiniaceae.